GCGAGUCCGCGUCGUCUCGUCUCGUCUCUCUUCUACUCCCCUCGAUCGAGCUCCGUGCCUGUGAGGCUGAGGCUGUGAGAGGUAAUACUGCAUAAAGAGAUGGAGUUCAUGGUCGUCGAGCCGAUCCGGAUCCGCCACGCGCUCCUCCAGAUCUUCACCCUUGGGAUGGUUAUCACCUCUGCAUUGAUCAUAUGGAAAGGAUUGGUUGUCAUGACGGGGAGUGAAUCACCAGUAGUGGUGGUUCUAUCUGAAAGCAUGGAGCCUGGAUUUGAAAGGGGUGAUAUCCUGUUUCUACACAUGACCAAAGACCCUAUACGCACUGGAGAAAUAGUUGUUUACAAUGACGGCCGUGAAAUUCCAAUUGUCCAUCGUGUGAUUGAGGUUCACGAAAGGCGAGAUUCUGCCCAAGUUGAUGUCCUCACAAAAGGUGACAACAAUGAUGAAGAUGACCGAAUGCUUUACACAAAUGGGCAGCUCUGGCUUCAGCAACACCACAUCAUGGGACGAGCCGUGGGCUAUCUACCCAAAGUUGGCUGGGUUACAUUGGUCAUGACUGAGAAACCAGUUAUCAAGUACCUUCUGAUCGCUGCGUUGGGGCUGCUACUGAUCACAUCACCGGAGUAGAAUUGAAUUCAUCUUUCUAACUGCCUGGACCCUGGAGAGUAAAGGUCAGGAAAAGGAUGAAAUAUAAACAAUUGUUUUUUGGAAAGCAAAAACACCAGGAAUAUACUUGUACUGAUUGUUUUUUUUUUGGAAAGCAAAAAUACCAGGAAUAUACUUGUACUAUCUAUUAUUGUAGCGUCAGAGUGUAAUGUGGAGGAAUAUACAAAAACAACCCCAUAUUGAAAUAAUCAUUCUUUCACCUCGGUUGGGGUUCUGGAUGCCA
Molecule: messenger RNA, 886 nt
Organism: Oryza brachyantha (malo sina)
Lineage: Eukaryota; Viridiplantae; Streptophyta; Magnoliopsida; Poales; Poaceae
Product: signal peptidase complex catalytic subunit SEC11C-like
Exons: 8
Coding region: 100-624 (174 amino acids)
Cellular component (GO): membrane; signal peptidase complex
Molecular function (GO): serine-type endopeptidase activity
Source: RefSeq, a predicted model, not a curated record